AUGGCGGCUCAAUCCCAUCCGCCUUGGGGCUACCGGUGGCGGUCAUCCAAACCAUUCAUCAUCUCCACCGUCAUCAUCGCCUUGUUUUGCGACACCUUCUUGUACGGCUUCCUGGUCCCCAUCCUGAGUUAUAUGCUCGAGGCACGGCUCCGCAUCGACCCGUCCGAAACCCAGCACCUCACCACCGCUUUACUCGGUUGCCACGGCUUUCUUACCCUGACCUCGGCGCCCAUCAUCGCCUACUUUGCAGACAAGACACCGGACCGAAAGAUACAUCUCCUGACGUCUCUCGCGGCGUGCCUCGCAGGAACGGUCCUUGUUGCUUGGAGCCCGUACCUUUGGGCCCUUUUCCUCGGCCGGUUUGUGCAAGCCGUCGCCGGCUCUGCCGCCUGGAUAUUCUGCUUCACAGUAUUGUCCGACACCGUCGGCAUGCAGCACAUGGGCAAGGUGAUGGGCGUGGCCAUGUCCUUCGUCACGGCCGGCGUAGUUGGAGGGCCAAUGAUUGCCGGCUCCAUGCUGCAACUCGUCGGCUACUGGCCUGCGUGGUCGGCUCCUCUGGUCUUGUUGGUCCUCGACAUGAUGGCGCGUCUGGUUAUGAUCCAAGAACAAGACUCACCUGCCGGCGGCAGCGACUCUCGGGACUUGACGGAGCCUUCAAGCUCGCCUACUACCGCGGCCGGACGCACGACGUCCAGUGACGUGGAACCAUCAACGGUCUCGUCGUCGAGGCCUCUCAACUACCAGAGCAUCAGUCCCGGUCCGACCGUCAAAGGGACCGAGGGAGCGCCGCCGUCACGUGGCGGUUUCUACCGCAUCAUGUUCCGGGAUGCCCGAGUCCUUGUCGGGGUGGCAAACUCGGUCACGUUUUCCGCCAUUGUAGCUGGAUUCGACGCUACACUGCCCAUCCACCUGCACAAGGUGUUUGGUUGGGGAAGCCUGCCGGUAGGCAUGACGUUUCUUGCCUUUCAAAUCCCCUCGAUCCUUCUUGCGCCGUUGGUCGGGUGCCUCCGUGACCGAGUCGGUCUGCGAUACCCAACCGUAGCUGGAUGGGCUCUCAUGGUACCCCUACUAUGGCUCCUGGGUAUCCCCGGACAAAGCCACUCUACUUGGGGCAACAUUGGCUACGACGGCAGGGCCAUGUUUAUAGUCUGUAUUGCUGCCAUCGGCACCGCCUCGACCCUUGUCCGCGGAGCCGGUGCUCUGCAGAUGACAGGCCCCCCGAUGACAGCUGUGGUUCACGACAUGCAGACAAAGAAUCCGAGAGUCUUUGGCGACUACGGGGGAAGCUCUCGGGUCUUUUCAAUGACAGAAAUAUCAUUCAGCCUCGGCAUGAUGGUGGGACCCCUGCUCUCGGGCUUGCUCUCCGAAGCAGUCGGAUACUAUUACAUGAACCUGACCUUGGGUGAGUUGACAACAUGUCUGGCCCCUGGCCCCUGGCCCCUGGCCCCGUCGCAGCCGGCUGAUUCGAGUAGGCGCGAUUUGCUCGGUGGUGGCCCUCUCCUCGUUUUACCUUCUUGA
Metarhizium album ARSEF 1941 is the source of this 1518-nucleotide messenger RNA. RefSeq names its product Major facilitator superfamily domain, general substrate transporter. The transcript has 4 exons. NCBI's taxonomy places the organism in Eukaryota, Fungi, Ascomycota, Sordariomycetes, Hypocreales, Clavicipitaceae. The record is from RefSeq and is a predicted model, not a curated record. Gene Ontology annotation, biological process: transmembrane transport. Bases 1 to 1518 code for a protein of 505 amino acids. Gene Ontology annotation, molecular function: transmembrane transporter activity.